AUGCCGGCCACGUUUAGCCAGUGUUUUCCCGAUCCCCUUUCCAGUCAGUGGCCCGCUACGAACCAUCCAGUGCUAUGCGAGUGCCGGCAGCUGUACGUGCUUGUCUCAGUAUGUUGUUGCGUGCCAUCCGCACACCUUCUUGUACUUCAUGACGGGGCUUGUAACACCACCGUGACAUCGAUGCCGAAGGGGCCAACGUACUUGGAGCUGCGACUCACCGAACAAACCAGUAGUGAAACCUUCUGCAGUUUCGUAUCCCGCGCAGAAACCGCUAGUUCUACCGGUAACAAUAUCGUAGAGGGGAAACAACGGCCUGUGAAUAUUAUCUGCUUAACUGGCCUGGCUGCCGCUACACCCUCCGUGCAGUCCGCAAUCAUGGAUGUGCUGCAGUUCUCCGUUGUCCGUGUGGGUGGGGAGGUUCGACGCGUGCCUUCUUUGCGUAUUGUGGCGUACUGUGACGCCCGUGUAUUCGCAACGGCAGUCCCGGAAUGGUUACGUGCAGGUUUCGCACUAUCCACGUACAUGUCAUCGUUCACCAUGGAAAGUGCUGCGGUUAUUCAGUCUACAGACAAUGAUGAGUCAAACGUCGUCAAUAGGCGCAAUAUGCUUGAAGUGAUGCUCUCAGAGGAUGGUUGCGAGCUGGUGGACACUGUGACGCUCUCUUGUGAGGUAUCCCGCUACUUGCGGCACCUUUUAAUCGUGUUGCGCGGUGCCAUGUUGCACCAUAGCGUACCGGGAUGCUACAUUCCGGGGAGAGUCCCGUUGCUCUUUCGAUUGUUGAAAGUUGUGGCGCUCCUGUUCGCACGACCUCUCUUGUCCCGUGCUCGUGAGCCCCCCUUCUCACUUCGCAGCCCUGCAUUGUUGAAGUACCAGAGGCAGCAGCGGCAGGAACAACUCCCACGUGACACUACUCCGAUUACAAGCUUCGUCCAUGUCAUGGUGUCCCCUGCGCACGUGAUGGGUUUACUGUGUCCAAUGGUGGCGCACCUCUUCACAAUACGCCGAGAGAUGGCAACCACUCGGAUUGGUGACAUCGUGCACGGCUACACCAAUAGUGGCCAUUUCGUUCCCAAUAUAAUGAUUAGUGCUGGAGGUGGGGACGGUGUCAGUGGCAACAGUAAUAGCAAUAGUGUGGAAAACGAUGACAACAGGGCAGGAGGUGAGCUGUCGUUGACGGUGUUUGAAAUGUUGGACAGUGUGGCUCUGCGGUGGCUGUCACAAGAAGCUGGCCAGAGAGAGACAGAGCAGAAGACGGCGGGUAGGGGAAUGAACGGUAUUAGAGGCUCGACGAAUGUGGGGUUGCACGCCUCACGUGAAUCGUUGGACAAAGUUUUGUCCUACCCUGAGUGUCGGGAGUUGAUUUGUGUUACUGUUAUAAAGCAUAGUGCCCCACCCAGUGGGUAA
This is a messenger RNA of Trypanosoma brucei brucei TREU927, 1404 nucleotides long. RefSeq lists its product as hypothetical. The transcript has a single exon. The record is from RefSeq and is a predicted model, not a curated record. The coding region runs from base 1 to 1404 and encodes 467 amino acids. NCBI's taxonomy places the organism in Eukaryota, Euglenozoa, Kinetoplastea, Trypanosomatida, Trypanosomatidae.